AUGCUGCUCUUUACCCUCUUCUGUUUUAAUUCUCUGAUCAGAGAAGUCAAUGCAAAGUGUGGCCUUCGACCAUCUUACGAAUCCUUUCUGGAUAUGGGCAAGAGGAUCACAGGGGGGGGAUAUGCCAAGGAUGGGGAAUUCCCAUGGCAUGUGAGCAUCCAGAGCAAGAGGAGACACAUCUGUGGAGGCACCAUGAUCAGUGCACUGUGGAUUUUAACUGCAGCCCAUUGCUUUGCAGGAGAAAUGCCACCAGAUCUCACUGUUGUGGUAGGGUCAGUUGACCUCUACUUCCCCCUGGAAGAACAUAAACUGGACAGAGUGAUUCUCCACGAAGACUUUGACAGCAUGAGCAUGCAGAAUGAUGUUGCACUGAUCCUGCUCAGCUCUCCCAUCGAGUUCAGCAAGGAGAAAAUCCCCAUCUGCUUGCCCUUCAUAGAUGACAUUGACACGUGGCAAGAAUGUUGGUCUACUGGGUGGGGAACCACAAGAGAAGGUGAGAUUGUGGUUCCAGGGUCCCAUGUGCUGCAGAAAGUAAGGAUGAAGCUCAUCAGCAGGGAGCAGUGCUUGAAGAGGACCCCAGUGCUGGAGGAGAACAUGCUGUGUGCUGAGGUGGAGAGAAGAGAAAAAAGCAUCUGCCAGGUGGACAGCGGGGGACCCCUGGUUUGCAGCUACUGGAACACCAUGAAAUGGUUCCAGGUUGGCAUCAUCAGCUGGGGAGAAGAUUGUUCAGAAAAGGCAAACCAGGAGAUCUUAAUGUCUGUUUACAGCUACCGUGGCUGGAUUGAAGCCCAGACAGCCAGAAGGGGGAAACCUUUCUUCAUUGAAGGCAUGGAUAAGCAUGCAAAAGUCAGGGUGGUUCCUUCCAGGGCUGAGUCACAGUCGUUUUUUCUUGUGUCUUCCCUCCUUUUAGUUGUCUCUUUAAUGACAUUUAGAGUGCUCUAGAGAAGAGUUUUCAAAAUGUAAUAAAAGUCUCAUUCUUCUUUUCCUGCUGA
Molecule: messenger RNA, 992 nt
Organism: Calypte anna (Anna's hummingbird)
Lineage: Eukaryota; Metazoa; Chordata; Aves; Apodiformes; Trochilidae
Gene: PRSS55
Product: serine protease 55
Exons: 5
Coding region: 1-942 (313 amino acids)
Biological process (GO): proteolysis
Molecular function (GO): serine-type endopeptidase activity
Source: RefSeq, a predicted model, not a curated record